AUAAAACAAUCAAUACUUCACAGUAGUUAUUUACGUGGUGUACAUCCCCUACUACGCUGUCGUUCAAGCCGCUACACGUAGUACGCUCUAGUCGACUUGCGUUCAUUUGUCGACGGAACGCCGACGAGUUCGAAGCGUUAGUUAGUUAAAAUCGGCCUGCAAACAUUACUACGAACUACGGCUAGUGGGCUUGCAAUUGCCAGUGAAAGUGUUUCAGCAUUUGCGAUUGUGUGUGAGUGUUUGUGUGCAAAAGUGCACGUGAGCAAGUGAGUUUUUGAACGACUCUGUGUCUGUGUCUAAAGCGUCGGACGAUCGAAGAUGAUGCAGCAAAAGUGCCCGAAUAUACCAGCGGUGUUUGCUGAGGCGGAUGUGUUCAUUACCGGGGGUACGGGAUUUAUGGGAAAAGUGCUUAUCGAGAAGUUGUUGCGAUCAUGUCCCCAGAUUGCUCGUGUUUUUGUGCUGAUGCGUGCUAAAAGGGGCAAGUCACUCGAGGAUCGUCUAAAACUGAUCACAGAUGGUGUGCUGUUUGAUAUGCUAAAGCGCGAGAAUCCAGAAGUGCUAAAAAAAAUACAGCCGAUCGAAGGUGAUUGCACGAUGUUGAAGUUGGGCAUGUCCCACGAAAGUAUGGAACGCAUGAAAGAUGUGCAAUUCGUGUUCCACGCAGCAGCUAGUGUACGCUUUGAUGAUCCGUUGAAAGAUGCCAUCUUGAUCAACACUCGCAGCACACGGGAAGUUUUAGAUUGGGCCAAAACACUUCGUAAACUCCGAGCUGUUGUACAUGUUUCAACAACAUACUGCAAUCCGGAGCUGAUGCACGUGGAAGAGAAGAUCUACCCACCAAAGAUGGACUGGAGGGAAGCGAUUCGUAUGGCGGAAAUGUUUGAUAACGCUCUCUUAGAAACAGUGAAAGAAAAAUUAACGCAGUUUGCCCCAAAUACGUACACCUAUACCAAAGCACUAGCUGAACAGAUCUGCUAUGAGUAUCGCAACGACAUCCCACUCGUCGUUUUUCGACCGUCUAUUGUGACCAAUACAGAAACUGAGCCCCUCAUGGGAUGGGUGGAUAAUUUCAAUGGUCCCAUAGGAUUGCUGCUUGGCUGUGCCUCCGGUGUAGUAAGGACAGGAUUGCUCGAUCUAGAGAAACGUAUCAACUGCAUUCCAGUUGACGUAAGCAUUAAGGCAAUCAUCGUAGCUGCCUGGAAACGAGCUACUACAGAUGAACAGGGAACACUUCCGGUGUACAAUAGUGCCGCGGAGCCUGAGAAGACGAUAAACUACGGCACAAUGUUGUACGACGGUAAAGUGCUAUUCGAUCGCACACCUUUGAGCAACAUGCUGUGGGCUCCCGGCGGCACUACAACUUCAAAUAAGUACUGCUUCUAUCUCGUAUUUUUCUGUUGUCAAUUGCUGCCGGCCAUAAUUGUGGAUACUCUAUUGCGAGUUGCCGGGAAGGUACCAUUUUUGCUGAGGCUGAAUCGUAAAAUUUUCGACGCACAAGUUUCCCUAAGAUAUUUCAUGAACAACGAAUGGGUGUUUAAAACCGAGAAUUUCAAGGAGCUUGAGUAUACAUUAACUGCUGACGAUAGAAAGGACUUUUCAACCAACUAUUUCGUGCGUGGAAUGAUGGAGUACUACGAAAGUGCUAUUCUUGGCGGCCGGCGAUACUUGCUGAAGGAGCCAGAUGAAAAUAUUGCCUAUGCAUUGAAAAAAUACAAACGUUUACGGGUGUUGAAUUAUACGCUAAAAUUUGCACUAUCAUUCUUGAUUGUGUACUUCAUAUACAACAAGUACAUAGUGUAACAGAAGGAUAGACAUGUUCUAGAUGUGUGCGUACCAGUACUCGGAGAUAAAAUGAUAAAGAAUAUGUGGACCAUAUACACCUGUGUUACUUACUAUCCUUUUGCAUAGAUUCACUGAAAAUCAAAGAGAUCAGCAUUGUCAUUCACAGUGCACACGCGGCUUGUCUGUGCACGAUCAUGAAGUAUUGGCGUAUCUAAUAACAAAUGACCACUUUCACGGCAUGUCUACAUUUCUGUGGUUUGUUUAGCAGGGUCAAACAUAACAGUUUUAGAAUAGCUAAUCAAUAUGCAAAACAGUGUGUGCUUGGCCUAUCGUUGCCACUUAAAUCAGCAAUGAAUACACAAGCAGUACAAUACAUGCGAAUGAACCAGACGACGUUUUAAGCGCGAUCUGAUACGUAAAACUCCCCGCAGGCCCAGUGUAAAUGUCGCCUCGAAACACUGUUUAGAUUGCACUUUGGUAAGUCAUGAAUGUGUUAAUUUUCGGCAACGGUUUGCUCCAGCUCGGUCCUUUGCAUUGUCGUUACCAGAAGCAAGGAAGUAGUGGUGAUGUGUAUAGCAUUAUUUAUUUCAAACUUUUAUAUACUGAUUGUAGCAGUGAACGUGUUUUCAGCUGUUUGAAAAGAUUCAAAAUUGUACGCAAUAAACGAAGAAGAUUAAAAAACAA
Messenger RNA from Anopheles arabiensis, 2466 nucleotides. Its product is annotated as putative fatty acyl-CoA reductase CG5065. Lineage: Eukaryota; Metazoa; Arthropoda; Insecta; Diptera; Culicidae. The record is from RefSeq and is a predicted model, not a curated record. Gene Ontology annotation, molecular function: alcohol-forming very long-chain fatty acyl-CoA reductase (NADP+) activity. Gene Ontology annotation, biological process: long-chain fatty-acyl-CoA metabolic process. The coding region runs from base 319 to 1800 and encodes 493 amino acids. Gene Ontology annotation, cellular component: peroxisome. The transcript has 5 exons.